AUGAAGGUGCAAAAACGACCUCCAAAAAAGCCUACUCGAAUUGGACAAAGGUUCAAUAAUGCCAAGUUGGAUAAGGGUAAAAUAAUUUCCAGCACCAUAUGGGCAGGAUUUUUGGGGGGAUUUAAACAUUUCCAAUUAUACUUGGCCACCUGCUGUAAUCAUUGCUAUGUGUAUUUGGUCAAGAAUGGUUUGACUUGGUUCGAACGCUUCUUUUGGCUGAUUCUUAUCGCUAUGGCCAAUUAUGCCACAAUUUAUGUGGCCUGGAAAUCCAUCGAUCGAUAUCUCACCAAGAAUGCCUUUAUUGGCAUCGAUCGAGAUUAUUUGAAGUGGAAUACAACAUUGCCAAGUGUAACUAUAUGUCCCAUGGAGCGUCUGGAUAGACAACUUUUCAAUGCCUAUUGUCAAACACAUCAAGUUACUGAUAAACGCCGAGAAACUCUUUGGGAUUUUCUGGAACACCUGGCCAAUUCUACCUACAUGAAUUUUGAGGACAUUCCAGCAGAUCCCUCCAUCGAUGACAUAUUAAAUCAAGUACAAUUGACGCCAAAUAAGUAUAUGGAGGUGAUUUUUAAUCUGACUCGCAACAACAGGACCAACAGUCGCACAGAUCUGCGCAUACAAUGCGAUCAUAUGGGCACAUUUUGCCAUACGCGUCAAAUCUUGACCGAGUAUGGUUUGUGCUACUUGGCCAACAGUCUUCUGGAUGAGAAAUAUUCAUCACAAUAUGCAUUGUUUGGCACACUGCCAGAAGCAAAUCCUUACGAGAGGAAAAAUGAAACGGUCGCCGCAUUUCAUAUUACCUAUAUAGACAAGCAUAUGGAUUAUUAUUUCAUUGGAUUUAAUACAUCCAUAGAUCUCUAUGUUCACAGUCCCUAUGAAAUAAUGAAGGUGGAUAACAAUUAUGGCUAUAGUGAUCAAAAUGCCUAUUUCGACCCUGAGGUGGUAGAAAUAACCACAGAAGACAAUUUCGAAAGAGAUGCCACGGUUCGUCAGCGCAAUUGUCGCUUUAGUCAUGAAUCAAAUUUGACUCAUUUCGAGGUUUAUACGAAAAAUAUGUGCCUUCAAGAAUGUCGUCUUCGUCUGGUGUAUGAGUUCUGCAAAUGUAUACCACAUUUUUAUCCCAAUCGAGUUGACAAACCCAAGCGUGUAUGCGAUUAUAAAACUCUAAGGGAAUGUUUUCCCCCACAUAAAGGUAUAUUUACUCCUCGUUAUUGA
This is a messenger RNA of Stomoxys calcitrans (stable fly), 1215 nucleotides long. Its product is annotated as pickpocket protein 28-like. Gene Ontology annotation, biological process: sodium ion transmembrane transport. Gene Ontology annotation, cellular component: membrane. NCBI's taxonomy places the organism in Eukaryota, Metazoa, Arthropoda, Insecta, Diptera, Muscidae. Bases 1 to 1215 code for a protein of 404 amino acids. Gene Ontology annotation, molecular function: ligand-gated sodium channel activity. The record is from RefSeq and is a predicted model, not a curated record. The transcript has 5 exons.